Messenger RNA from Mercenaria mercenaria, 3354 nucleotides. Its product is annotated as meiosis 1 arrest protein-like. NCBI's taxonomy places the organism in Eukaryota, Metazoa, Mollusca, Bivalvia, Venerida, Veneridae. The record is from RefSeq and is a predicted model, not a curated record. Bases 123 to 1823 code for a protein of 566 amino acids. The transcript has 14 exons. Gene Ontology annotation, biological process: meiosis I; spermatogenesis; male meiosis chromosome separation.
UUGAAGAGUUGUAUGCUUGGCGCCAAAUGUCAAAAUUUGACAUCUGCUAGAUCUAUAUGUGAUUGAUUAUUUUUUAGCAUCACAGACUUACACUGAGAAUGUUGAAAUAGAAUUAGAAAGGUAUGGGAGAAAAUCAAAGAACAUUGCUUGGGAAACAACCAGUACGUAUAUUGAUGCUGGAUUUCUCACCACCAUUCACAGUUGAAGUUGGCGAGGAUGUCUGUGACACAUUAGAGAAUCUGUUCUCACUGGCCUGUAACCUCAGUGGCCCAUCUCGUAUACCAUUCUUCAGUCUCAUGGUGCUAAACAACUAUCCAGAGGUAUUGCUCCCAUUUUCCUACGUAAGGAACAAUUACCAGAGGAUUCAGAUAGCUUUGUCAGAAGUGCGGUCCUUGAUACAAGACUGCACGGGGAACAGACCGACCCCUUGUUACUAUCAGGGUCUUGCAGAAGCUUGCAGUCAGUAUAGGAGGCAACUUCAAUCUUCCUUCCAGGGUGGAACAUUUCAUCAGCUGGAGAUUUUGGUUGUAACGUGUCAGAGGCCACACACUGUACAGAAACAAGUGGAGACAGCCUUAACAACACUUGACACAGAAAAUCUUAAGAGAAUCCAGUUAUUGUGUAUAUCAAAUGUGGGAGUUCUAUCCCUAGAUGAUAUUGGUAACAGUCAGUCCAGUGCCUCCUCUGAAAACUCCAGUAACAAUAGCGUUACCAACACUGGCUUAGUGGAAGUGAUAAAUUUGGAACCUGAUGUUCUGUGUUUACAGAAUAUUUUCUCUGGUUGGUUGGUAGAUUCAGGUACUGACAGUGAACACUUGCAUCUGAUACUUCCACCUGUAUUAGACAGUAAUGUACCACUUGUAGUAAAAUGUGACCUACAUGAGAGAGUACUGCAACCAGCACAGCUGCCAUUCUAUAACCAGUUUACAUUACAUUGUGAUUCCUCAGCAAUGAAAAUGGUAUUUCCAAGUACAAGUAAAGCUAUGGGAAUGUCUGUACCAAUCUACAAGCUACAAAUUACUGGACUUGUACCACUCACAACAAUAUGUGACUCACUUGUCUUUGGAAUGCCUAUGAUUGCGCAACCAACCUCCUGCUGGAAGAUUGACUGGGAUGAUUUGGAGAAAAACCAGCAGCUUUUCAAGUCUUUCUGCCAUACGUUGUCCAUUAAGGAACAGGCUGCCAUUGCACAUUCACUGCCAUCUGACAACAUUACAAAGUCAAGAACUGGGCACCAUCCCAGUCUCCAGCCAUCGGGACAUUUUGUGCUGGUUCCCUCUAGCAACUGUACCUUGCUGGUAAAGAGCAUAGCUGUCCAGGAACUCAUGUUACCAUAUAGUGCAGGAAACCAGGAAGAGGAAGUGGAUCAGGAAUUUGUGGACAUUGUAGCAGAAUCGUUGGAUCAGCUUGAAAUAACAGAUACAUACAACCCUUUGAACUAUUCCUCCAACUUGUAUGAGAGUUUGAAGAACAUUGGAAAGAAACCUGUCUCCCAAAGACAACAGAAAAGACCAUUGGAUGAAAACACCACAGUAUAUACUAACAAGAUGGUAACUACCAAGAGCAAUAAACAGCCAAAGAGGACAAGCGUUGUAGAAAUUUCUCCACAACAUGACAUUGAACCAGCUGACACACCUCUUGGCAAAAGGCUAUUAAAUAAGACAGCAGGGAAGACACCAAGGCGGAUGUUAUAUACAGCAUCACACAACAAAUUUCUGCCAGAGGAUGCCUCAGCUCCAGAACAAAGUGCUAAUGUACAAACAUUUAGAUCUGGGGGAACCAUGAAAACAAAAACUCCAGUGUCUUUUCCUACAUCUUUGUAAUGUUUUUAACUAGCAAGAUAGUGAAUCACAUAAAGACACAUUUAUCACGUUUUUCAUUUCAUUUAAAGGAAAGUUACAAACCUGGAGAAGCAAACUUUUGUAAAUAAAUAACAGAUGUUGAGAUUUCGUACGUUUUGAGUAUGCUUAGGAUUUUGCUUCUAGUAAUACUCAAUAAGCGUUUGAGGUAUCAAAACUUUAGCAUUAUAAGUUUUACUUGAGUCAGCCAUCUGUUCAAAAUUUGCCAUUAAAUCUGAAGUGUGUGGCAAGAAACCUAGCUAGCUGAGCACAGAGUACAGUGAGCGUUUAGGAUCAUUGGGAUGUCGGACUGUCGGUCUUCUGCAAUUUCUUAUGAGCAGAUAAACCACCGAUCCAUUUUCAACAAAACUUCCCUAUAGUUCAUUUAGUGGUUUCCUUUCAAAGUCCUUCAAAUAUAGGUCAUCCAUGCAGAAUUCUGGAUGCCACGGCAACAAAAACAAAAUUUGAGAAUUCUCUCAAGAAACCACCGACUCAGUUUUGAAAUAUUUCAUAGUACUCUUCUUUUAGUGCCCAUCUACUAGUUUCUUUUAAUUAGAAAACAUGGCAAACAAGGGGGCAGGGCUAGUUGUCCCUAUAUUCCCUAUAUGGAAAAUUGAAAAUCUCCUGAACUGCUGAUCAGCAAGUUUAACAGAAAUGUUUCUUAGGUGAUCUGGCGGCAGAGUUAGAAGUCAUAUAAGAUCUUGUCUAUGCCGUAACUUUGACAUGUAUCGAGCAGUCCUUUUUUACCUGGCAGAAAUUAUUACCCAAGUGAGACAGGGUAUUGUCACAGGACGUUGUUCCUUAAUUCAAAGGUUAAAUUACAAUAAAGUAUCAAAGGCAAGUCUGAUCUUGUUAGUGCUGUUACUUUGACUUGUAUAGAGAAUUUAUUUCAAAGUUCCUUCUUAGUGGUGUAUUUUCACACUUUCUUAAGUCAAAUGUGACUUCAUUUUAUAAAUGGGAUCGGAGUAAAUGUAAAAGCCCGCUGUUAAUCAAACCUCAGAUAUGUCAAAGUAAAGGAUUUUUUUCUAUAUAAAGGAUGUGCUCAGCUAUAGCACAUACAAGAUGAAUAAAAACUUUGAAGAAAUGUGUUUCAGAUGGCUUUGUACUCUUGAACCAUAUACAUGUAAAAAGUACAUGGCAUAUCUCUUCAUGUACAUGAUUAUGUGGCUACAGCAGCACAUUUAGCUAAAACACCUGCAUGAUUUAAAUUUCGUUAAUCUCUAAGUAAAACACUUGGUUGCUGGAAUUAGAGACACAGCUAGCGUUUCAACUAGUUCCUUGCUGGAAUUAGAGACAAAGCUAGCGUUUCAACUAGUUCCUUGCUGGAAUUAGAGACACAUGUAGCUAGCGUUUCAACUAGUUCCUUGCUGGAAUGAUGAUGGCAAAGAUUUUUCUGCCUGUUACACUUAAAUUGACUGUGAUGGAAUAUUAGAAUAUUUAAUUACGCCUGUUUGAAUAUUUUGCAAAUGUUAAACAUUACCUGUUGUUUUAGCUGAAUAAUAAACGUUAAAAGAAC